GCGAGCGCGCGCUGGCGGCGCCCUCGAGCCGCGCCAGGCGUUGCCGCCGACGGCCUUCAUGCCCCACAGCGCCGUCAAGGCCGCCACGCCCUUGGUGCCCUUGCUGCGCAUCGCGCGCAUAUCACACUGCUGGCUGCAGGCGAGCCACCCGGAUCCACGCGGGCACAACCUGCGCAUCUUGGGCCAGGCCCUGCAGCUGCUGCCGGGCGAUUUCACGGACCGCUGGGGCUCAUAUUCUUUCGAGGACGAUGCCCCCGGCCGCUUCGAGCUGGAGCAUGCGCUCUUCAAGGAGGCAUUGGGGAGCCUGGGGAGCUUCUACUCCCACCCCGCCACUGUCGUCUUCAUGCUGACGCGGUUUCCAGAUGAUUACGGCGACGCUGCAAAGUACACCCAGUCGGGCAACACGGAGCAGUACUUCAACCGUGGCUGGUGCUUCUGCGAGUCCUCCUGGGCGAUGCUGACGAAGCCGUCUAGCCUCGUCUUGGUGCAGUUGCUCUGCACGGCCCUGUUCGGCAUCGCGGGGCAGAACCUGCACUUCGUGCACCGCCCGGGUUUGGCAGCCGAAGCCGUGCUCCAGCAGGGCCUCGAGUCGCCAGCAGCACGAGCAAUCGAUUGGAUCAGCGGCACAGGCAUCCCUGAGCACCUCCACAUCGACGCGCAGCGCACCGACUCGCCGCUGCCGUUGCUCGAGCGCUUCAGCGAACUGGCCCCCCACGGGCCCGCGCAUAAGUACGGGGGCGACCUCGCCGAUUGCUUCGCGAACAUCCCACGCUGCCUUGCACGCCGGGCUUGGGCCUUCUACCAGGAGGUCAUGGCUGCACGGAACAUCUCGGCCAUCGCCGCCCCGCGCCGGCGCGGAUUCGCACGAACUCUGCCGUUCGAGCCGCCCAGGGCCUCGCCCCUCCACGUGGUCUUCCGGCCAGCGGACCUCGCCGCUGCCAUCGAGCACAGCCUCGCGAACCUCUGGCUCGCGGUGGGCACGCUCGUCGGUCGAGCCACCGACGGACUCGCAAUUGGCAGCUCUUUGGCCGGAGCCCUCACCCGUAUGGUGCUUAUCUACUGCGACGUCGUGUUCCACGCCUCCCUCUAUAGUGGGCGCGGCCUCCCGCCGCCUGCUCGCUCCAGAGUCCGGCAUUACGUCGUCGAGGGUGUCCGCAUCCUCAUCUUCGAGUCCCGGUACAUGGACGACUACAUAUGCCUAUGGAAG
This is a messenger RNA of Prorocentrum cordatum, 1207 nucleotides long. NCBI's taxonomy places the organism in Eukaryota, Dinophyceae, Prorocentrales, Prorocentraceae. The record is from the annotation of a GenBank genome assembly.